UAAACAUAUCUCCUUCCAUAAAAACCACCUCAACCUAUCCACUUAGCUGUUGUUAUUAGCUUCGGCUCCGAGCCACACUACAUUACCGUUACACCGAACCGGAAUUUAAAAUCUGUCCAAUCCACCCUCAUUUCUCUCCCAAAAUAGGCAGAACAUUGCUCUCUCUAUCUCUCUAGAUUCUACGUACUUCUCUUCUUCUUUUUAACAAACUAAAAAUGGUGUCCAAGUCCCUCAAAAGAAGCCCCACAAAAUCCAUAAAGGAUCCGGGGAGCCACCGUCGCCGCCGCCGCCACAGGAAGAAAUCCCCCGGGAGAACCACCUCCGCUGUCAUUAUCUCAACCAUCAACAAAACUAUCUUCACUUGCAAGCGCCGCCUCUCCAAGCUUUUCUCCAAAUUGGCCCGCAUUAGCACCCCAAAUAGCCGCUACAAAGGCUACAAUAUCUUGAAAAAUGGGUCCAAAUAUCAUGACCAAAAAAUUGAAAGCGAUAGCAUUUGUAGAGUGCAUUUGUUUAAUGAACCUUUACCACCCUUGAUUUCUCCUGGUAAGAGGACUGUUUUUCUUGAUCUUGAUGAGACCUUAGUCCAUUCUAAAGCUGGCCCACCACCCCAAAAGUUUGAUUUUGUUGUGAGGCCAGAGAUUGAUGGAGAGACAAUGAAUUUUUAUGUGUUGAAGCGUCCGGGAGUUGAUGCUUUCUUGGAGGCUCUAGGAGCUAAAUACGAGGUGGUGGUGUUCACCGCCGGGUUAAAGGAAUAUGCGUCGCUGGUUCUUGACAGGAUUGAUACGAGGGGGCUGAUUUCACACCGUCUUUAUCGGGACUCUUGCAAGGAAAUUGAUGGCAAGUUUGUCAAAGACUUGUCGGAAAUGGGGAGGGAACUGAGGAGGGUGGUGAUUGUUGAUGAUAAUCCCAAUUGCUACAUAUAUCAGCCCAAAAAUGCUAUUCCAGUGAAGCCCUUUACUGAUGAUCUUGGAGAUUCAGAGUUGGAGAAUUUGAUUGCUUUUUUUGAGAGGUGUGAUUGUUUUGAAGAUAUGAGGGAUGCCGUGAAGGAGUAUUUUGGUGGUGAAGGAGAUUUGGAGGAACAAGUGGAAGUCUAAUUUGUUUUCUCAAUUUUCUGUAGUUGUUUUCUUUCAAUUUAUUACAGGUUUCUUUUCCUGAAAUUAGUUGCGUUGAACACAAACUUGUUCAAUCCCAAUUGAGAAGAUAAACUCGUGUGUUCAUUAGUAAUAAUAAUAUAUUCACUUGUAAGUCAGUUCUUCAUCUUUGAUUAUUUGACCAGUGAAGGUUCGAUAUAUUACAAGGAAAUUUCAUUUCGAAA
Molecule: messenger RNA, 1315 nt
Organism: Populus trichocarpa (black cottonwood)
Lineage: Eukaryota; Viridiplantae; Streptophyta; Magnoliopsida; Malpighiales; Salicaceae
Exons: 1
Coding region: 216-1094 (292 amino acids)
Molecular function (GO): phosphoprotein phosphatase activity
Source: RefSeq, a predicted model, not a curated record